This is a messenger RNA of Myotis myotis, 5428 nucleotides long. It is a transcript of the gene IQCN, whose product is annotated as IQ motif containing N. Lineage: Eukaryota; Metazoa; Chordata; Mammalia; Chiroptera; Vespertilionidae. The transcript is spliced from 2 exons. The record is from RefSeq and is a predicted model, not a curated record. Gene Ontology annotation, molecular function: protein binding. Bases 679 to 4740 code for a protein of 1353 amino acids.
CCCAGGACCCUUCAGUCCGAAGGCCGACGCUCUAUUCACUGAGCUGAACUGGCGAGGGUGUCCAUUUUUUUUGGUAUUGAUCCGUUCAUAAAUCCAUCAACUUCAUUUACGCAUCCAUUCUCAUCCAUUCUUUCAUCCAACCUUUCAUCCAGCCCCCCAACCGAUCUACCAUUCAUUCACCCACAGAUUUACCUAUUCAGUAUUAAGUCAUGCAUUCAUCUAUCCAUUCGACUUUCAAUCCAGUCACCCACUCAUUUAUUAGUCAAGUUAGUCACUCACCCAACACCUACCCAUUCAUAUCCUGAAACCAGACUCUAUGACUGAGAUGGGGACACAGAAGUGACUCAGACCUGUUUCUUGCCCUCUAGGAAUUGAUAGUCAUUUGUGAGAGGGAAAUAACAAUCACACACACACACACACACACACACACAGGAAGUUCCCAAAAUAGUGUGUGAUCAGUGCUGUACUCACAGUAUGUGCCAGAUACAGGUGGCCAGGAGGCCAGGAUAGAGAGGGCUGCAAUGGGCAGAAGAAAGAUUACAAGGUACCAGGUACAGGAUCUAGGUCCCAGGGCAAGUACUUGCUCCAGCCAGGACCCCUCUUGUCUGCACAACUCCUCCCUCUGACUACCUCCCUGCCACCCCACAGGCAGAGUUGAUCCACCUGGGAACCAAGACAAUGCCACAAGCAACACAGUUACAGUUUUCACCUAGUGGGCAGAGCUCUGACCAGCCCACCCCCAAUUACCAAGACAAGGCAGGGACACCUGCAUCCAGGGAGACCCUCCUGCAACAGCCUGACAAGGGCAAGAUUCCACGCCUCCGGCAGGUGGUCGAAAGCAAGGCCUUCAGGAACAUCCUGGUGGACGAGAUGGACAUGAUGCAGUCUCGCGCAGCCACCCUCAUCCAAGCCAACUGGAGGGGCCACCAGCUCCGGCAGAAGCUGAUCACCCAGAUGUUGACGGCGAAAGGCGUCCAGGCGGCCUGGCGGCGCUUCAAAACCAGGCGCCGCCUCGGGGCGGAGAAAAAAACGCGUGUGGACGAGGAGAACAUCCCUUACCACCCCCCUCAGCAGGUGCGGUUCCACCCUUCAGAAGAAGACAGGUAUCUUCCGGCCCCACCUGUCAUGGUGAAUAAGGAGACCCAGUUCCCUUCUGACGACAGCUUGGCUGCCUGUGCCCACGAGCUGGCCCUGCUGCAGCCCUCAGGUGUCCCACCGCCCGGCAUGCCAGCUCCUUGUGCCACCGGAGGCCCUAGCAUCACUUUCGUGCCACACCAGACUGUUUCCAUCAGACUUCCGUGUCCAGUGAGUCUGAGUGCCAAGUACCACCCAUGUCUGCUAACAAGAACCAUCAGAAGCACCAGCCUUCUCCACUUAGAAGGGGACAUGACGAACACCAAGCCAGCGACUGCCAGAGCCAGCAAGGCAGGAGCCCUAGGGCCACCAUGUGGAAGGAUUGCCCAGACACUUCAUGGCCCCCCCAAGGCCCAGACCCAGGCCCAAGUGGAAGCAGAGGUCCUCAGAGCCCCACCCCAGACAGGCCCACCGUCUGUGAUGACCAAGACUCCACUCAAGUCGUGCUUGGCAUCCAUGAUGAACAAAUCCAUACCCCAGCCAAGCCCAACACCCACGGUAACAACAGCCAAGACCCCACCCCAGCUGGACUCAGCAGUCCCCGUGGCCAAGACCACACUCCAGUCGUGCCUGGCAGCAAUCUUGAACAAGAUCCCACCCCAGCCAUGCCCGAUACCCACAAUGGUAACGAGCACCCCACCCCAGCCGUGCCUGGCAGCCCCAGUGACCAAGACCCCAGCUCAGAUGCGACCAACAGUCUUGGUGACCAGCACUGCACCCCAGACACAACCGGCUGCCAUGACCUCAAUUUUCAAGCCCCCGACACAGACCUGCCCAAUUCCUGUGACGACCAAGACCCUGCCCCAGGUCCACCCCACAGCCACGAUGUCCAAGUCCCUACUGCACACAUGUCCAGUGGCUACGACAGCCAAGACCCCAUCUCAGAUGCUCCCAGGAGCCUCAACAACCAAGACCCCUACCCAGACACGUAUGGCAGCCAUGAUCACCAAGACGCCAGCCCAGUUACGCUCAGUGGCCACGGUCCUCAGGAGCCUGUGCCUGCCUCCUCCUGCAGAUGGAAAUCCGAAGGCUUCACCUCCAGCAGCUGUGGAGGACGGGAUUCCCAAUGCCUCGUCACAAACAAACCUAAACAGACCAAGCGCCAAGGCUGUGGUGAGCGGGAGCCAGGUGGCAGGCACGGUCAAAGUCUCGUCCCAUUCACACUUGACGGAGGGAAAGGUGAAAUGCUGGCCCCCAGCGCAUCUGGGGGCUGGGGCUCCCAAGGCUCCAGCGAGGCCUUUUUCAGAAGCCGAGAAAAUCAGGGCCUUCUCCCAGAAACAGGUGAGAAUAGCAACCAUGUCUAACACCAGCGUGGCCGAAGACAGGAGCAAGGUCUUGUCGAAGGCCCGCCUGAAAACAGAUGUCAUGAAGCUUCAGUCCCAGGUGGGUGUGCCUGUAGAAAUGGCUGUGGUUCUGCCCCAAGCUCACCUGGGCACAUGCCCAGCCAAGCCCCUGCCUCGAGCACAGAAGGCCACCUGUUCAACCACAGCCUCGCCCCAGAGACAUAUGCUUGCAAAGCAGACGAGAGCCCCGCCCCAGGCAAAUAUCGUCCGGUGUCUGUCCAAGCCCCCAUCCCAGGCACACCCACCUGCCAAGCUAACCACGGCCCCAUCCCUGGCCCAUCCGGGCACGUGUCCGACCAAGACGCAGUCCCAGGCACAUCUGACCACAGAAGUGAUAAAGGUCCAAUCUCAAGCACAUCUGCCUGCGAGGCUGACCAAGGCACAGUCCCAAGCCCAGCUGGUCAGAGAAACAGCCAAGUGCCUCUAUGCUGCCCACCAGGCCACUGAGCUCAGUAGCAAGGCUCGGUCCCAGCCACUCCUGGCUGGGUUCAAGGCCUCCACCCAGCCCCAUCAACACGCCGGCUCUCUUGGCACUUUGUCCCGAGCAAAGCCAGAGGACAGACUAACCCAACUCCCAGCCCAUAGCUGUGCCCAGAGCAAAGCUACCAAGGGCCCAUGCCAGGGGGCCUCCAAGACCCCGAGCAUGCUGGUGCCUCUGCUGGCGUCCACUGGACCUUCCACAUGCAACGUCGAAUCCUGGGGUGACAGCCGGGCCACCCUGGCCCCGCCAUCGGCCACAAGCCCAGCCGCGCCCUGCCAGGAGGAGCUGGGGGCCGCCCAGCUGGCCUCGCUGUGUGCUGAGUUGGCCACUGUGCUGGGCUCCCAGGAGGACAUCCGUGCUCUGCUGGAGAAAGCUCUCCCCCAGGGGGAAGUGAGGGCGGCACUGAACCAGGCCCUGUCCAAAGAGAUCCUAGGCACCACGAUGGCCAAGGCCCUGCCCCAGGGCAUGCUGGGCACAGCACUGGUGAAGGCUCUGUCCUGGGGCGAGCUGGGCACUGCACUGUCCUGUGCCCUUUCCCGGGGUGAGCUGCAGGCAGAACUCACGAAGGCCAUACAGGGCAGACUGGUGGAUGUGCUCUGCAAGGUCCUGACAGAGGAAGACCGGGCUGCCCUGAGCCAGGCCGUGUGUCAGGGUGAGCUGGGCACCGUCCUGAGCCAGUCCUUGUCUCAGGCGGCCCUCCUGACUGGACUCGUCCUCCCUAAGGCCACCUCGAAAACAUUGGGAAGUGGGAUGAUGGUGACGCCGGUCCCAGUGGAGGUGGACUCCAGGGAGAGCCGGUCAACUGCACGGGGGCCCACCAUGGGCUGUGUGAGACCACAGCUCAGCAAGGGCCCCGUGGACGCUGGUGUGGCUGGUGGCCAAACGUGGAAUUCCGCCAUCCCCGGUGCUGCCAUUGGGCCCAUGGAGGGGGCCAAGACCCCCUGUGGUGCAUGGAAACCAGCCAGGUGCGAUGUGCCCUGGGCUGCCAUGGUCAGGGAGGCGCUGGUGGAUCCCAGACAAUGUGGGGAGCUGGUGACGUCAGUUCAGACUGUGGAGAAGAUAAUAGUGCAAGCCGUGGUCGUCAUACAGGCGUGUGCGCGUGGCUACCUGGUGCGCCGGACCAUCAAGGUGUGGCACCGGUGGGCUGUCGUCAUCCAGGCUGCCUGGCGUGGCUACUGCGUGCGGCGGAACCUGGCCCAGCUCCUCAAAGCUGCCACGGUCAUCCAGGCCACAUGGCGAGGCUACAGCAUCCGCCGGAACCGGAACCGAGCCCAGCAAGUGCUGCUCCCCCGCACGUGGGCUGAGGCGAGUGGCAGGACCACGUCCACCUCCGACCACCGCUGCUUCCAGGCCUGCCAGCCGGGCGACUGCACCCUCUGCCAGUCGCUGAGGCCCCGGCUGGGGACCCCACCCAGCGCCGUGAUGCUCAUGGGUUCCAGCCCCCGCACGUGCCACAUGUGUGGCCACACCCAGCCCACGAGGGUGGUGCAGGGCAUGGGCCGGGGCACCACGGGCCAGGCGGUCAGGCUGUGGGACCAAGACACCCAGCCUAGCCCCCAGGGACCCCAGCAGCCCCGUGGCCAGAAUAAGGCGGCCACGGUCAUCCAGUCCAUCUGGAGGGGCGUCCAGGUACGCCGCCGGCUGAUGGAGAAGCAGGCAGCGGCCAAGAGGCUGCAAUCCAACUGGCGUGGCCACUACACCCGGUCCUCCCUCACCACGGAUGCGCUUUUGAGGCCAGCAGCGUGGGACAACCCACAGAACACGCAGUGGCCAGGCGUCUAGGACCUGGACCGCCCAACGGGGGACAUCAGGGGCGGUGCCAUGUGGCUCUCUCGGUCUAAUGAGUAAAGUUCUCCACAGCUGGGUCUUGGUCUCUCUGUGCUCAUAGCGGGUCUCUUGGGCCUGGGCAUGGGGGGCGUGAGGGGAAUCUGGAACACUCUGGACUGGGGGGACCCUAAAACUUUCAACCGCUUAGUUGGCACCCAGGGCCUGUGUCUGGGAGAGGGACCCAAGCCCUUCUCGGAGGUCAGGGGCCUCCCUAUGGCCGUAGGACCUGUCCAUGACUAGUGGGGCAGUGUCCGUCGGGUCCCCCUGGAAGGCGUCCCUGACACACUCCAGAAGCCAGUGUCUGGCCUAGAGAACCCCACGGUGGAUGCAUGGGGCCUAAUUCAGGAAACGCGAGGGCUUUCCGGCCAGGUACUCAGUGGGUGGGAUGCUGGGCGCACCCGCAAGGGGCUCCAGUCUGGGUGAGAGAGGGCUGAGCACAGAUGUUCCUAGCCUGUGGGUGUCAGGGACAGGGCAGGGAGCGGGGAGGGGCUACAAGCACCCAGAGGGGGCAGCCUGCUUGGCGGAGUGGCAAAGGGGAAGGUAGCAUGGGUUCAGGCAGCUAUGGAAGGGGCCACAGAGUGGGUGGGGGCUGCUGCGGGGAGGGGACUGAAAGCAGCAAGGGGGUCCUGAAGGGAUAGGCAGA